CAAUGUCACUUCAUAAACCCAUGUAUAAAACCAUCAUAAAAAUAUUCUCAUUAAAUAUUACUAACUUAGCUUGAAAAUAUUACAAAGUACUAACUAAUCUUGUUUCAAAACAAAUAUCACCAGCAAAUCAACGAUAAAUAGAACUAUGUCGACGCUAUUGUGCCUCAGUCACCGUGUCCUUGCCACACUUGAAUCUUUGUUGUUGAUGUCAAGACCCUCCAUUGCCGUUGUUGAUCUUUUGCCGUCACCACCGACAUCACAGCCCUCUACCAUUUUUUCUCACACUAGCAUCACACUUUACAUCGUUGUCAUUGCAAUAUAACAUUAACUGUCAAUACAAUGUCAACGGAAGACAUAAUCGCAAAAAUGGCACCACACCAAUAUCACACACAACAAUGUAUAAUGUUGCAUAUGCUCAUAUAUAAUGUCAUACAAAGGCAUCAUGCCAAACAUGACCCAAUGCCCUGCACAAUACACGCGACCAAUAACUUUUUACGUGGCCAUCAUUGGGCAGAUAAAUGAUCAAUCAUCACCUAUAACGGAACAUUCUCGUUUUUAACACCAAAUCGUCAUCCCAAAGCAUCCAAACAAAACUCAAGGAAAGCUAAAUUUGAUUAAAGAUUGAGAAAGAACUCACUCACUUUUGAAAUCAAAGCUUUGAGUGAUGGGAAGUGGUGGGGCGGCGUGGCAAAUCUAAGAGGGAUGCAUCGAUGAAACUUUGAGGGAGGGGGUGCACACGGUGAUGACACAGUAAUUGGGCGGUGGUGGUGAUGGUGUUGUGAAAUGGAGGUGGGGUGUGGUGACAGAUCUAAGAGGGGUGCAACAAUGAUUCUUAGAGUGCUGGUGGUGUAUGGCAGUAGAGAUGGCGCUCGGAUCAAAAGUGGUGAUAGUGAUACAUUGCUAUUGAGUGGCGGAGAUGAAGAUUGCAAAGGAUUAAAGAUUUUCUCGCAGCAACCUUCGAUUUUCUAGCAGCUCCCCUUCCCCAACCUUCCUCGCAGCCACACACCUUCUCGCCGGGCGCUGCAACUCCAUCCGCCACAGAUUGGGGCAGGAAGAACAAUGAUUCCGUUGAUAGCUUUGGAAAGUAUGUAAUGCCGCAAGGGUCUGAAGGUCGAAGAAAAGACAAUAAUAAUUCAAAAACCAGUGCUGAAGAGAAGUUCCUGAAUUCAAAUCCAGGGAACAAUUGGAUUAACAUGAAGGGAUUCGAAGCUGCCAAAUUGAGCAACCUGUUACGGUUGAAUGCUUCUCAACUAGAGAUGUGUGUUCUCCUACCUAGCGAGAAUAUAUAGCAGCCAUUCAAGAGUUUCGUCUCUACUGUUCCUCAAAUUGGAUUCUAACUGGCUAUUGAGCUGCUCUGAUGCCGGAUACCAUUCUCACAUCCAGUGGCGAGACGCCAUCAGCUUCCUCCGAUCUCAGCUCAUCUUCACGCACAAUAUGCCGUGUAUGUCAAAAGCAAUUUUCACUAUACACCUGCCCUCGAUGCAACACGCGUUAUUGUUCUCUUCAGUGUUAUAAGUCUCAUAGCCUUCGCUGUACUGAAUCCUUUAUGAGGGAAAAUGUUAUGGGGGAGCUGCAGCUAUCACAAUCAGAUGAUCAAAGUAAAAAGAAAAUGGUGGACAUACUAAAACGAUUGCAUACAGAGGAUGAGAUGGAAUCAAUGGAUGACGAUGAACCAGAUUUCUCACUGUCAGAAGCAACCAUUGAAAAGGUCUUAUCAGGAAGUGAUAUAAGUAUUGAUGAUUUAUCUGUUGAAGAACAGAAACGUUACCGCAAAGCAAUAGCCUCUGGAGAGUUGAGCAAAUUGAUAGAGCCAUGGGAACCAUGGUGGACCAAGCCAUCAGCCAAAUAUAUCUCUCUCGGUUUGGAUGGAACUCAACUAGUCCAGCCACUUUCUUCUGAAAAGCAGCAAGAAGUGGAUGUUUUGCAGGACAUUCCGGCUGGCCCUGAAUCGCCUUUGCCCUCAGUCAGUAAGCUGAGUGCUUCUGCACCAUCCCCACUAUUGGCAGUUCACCUGGUUGACAUUGUAUAUAGCUACUGUUUCACCCUUCGUAUUUACAAUGGCGACUGGAAAUCAGAUCCUAGCGGGUCUGCCAUGGUUUUGCUCAGCCUGUCUCAUGUUCUUGGUCAAGCUGCAGCACAGCCAGAGACUAUAUUGGAGGCUCUGUCAUAUUGUCUGGAGCAAACGUGUUCCCCUCCCUUUCGACAUAUGGGUGGCCCACAAUUUGGGUUCAGACUCAUGGAAGACGUGAUAGAACUUUUCAAUCUCGGCGGUUCGGCAUUAGUUUGUUUGCUUUGUGAUAUGCAGAACCUGCUUCAAUCGGCCGUGGAAGAACUCAAGUCAGAUAGUAAACAACAGUGCAAGUCUGAAAAGUUGGACAUGAAGAAAAAGCUUAGGUUGGCCGAGAGGAAGGUUUAUUACAUGAUGUGUUGGGUUCAUGAUCAGAUAGGGGAGGUGUGGUCUUCCAUAGCUGCCAUUGUGAAUGUAGAGAAGAGCCAAACCAUGGGAUAUGUUGGCAAUGGAACUAGUUUCCGGAAGGAGGAGAAAACAGAAAGCGCCGGGAAGCCCUUUAUCAAAGAAAUCCGGUGAGGUGAGUUUCACCGCUUGGCUGUUCGGGAAAUGCUACAUGCAAAUUGAGGCAAGAUUCAUUGUUUUUUGAACAUGUUAAAUUUCAAUGCUCACCAUCCCUUUUGUUUUAAGUCGUUGGAAGAAAUUGGAAAGAGUUGGAAAAAAUGUAUGGAUUAGAUAAAGUUGAAAGUUAAUUUUUUCCAACUGAAAAAACAGAGCUUUAGUGGCAAGACAAGACAAUGUGAUGUUCUUAAACAUUGUCGUUAUACGAUCUCCAACUAUUUAUUUGUGUAUUUUAUUGAUAAUUUGAUAAAAUAACACAUUCUUGUCUCU
Messenger RNA from Cuscuta campestris, 2899 nucleotides. The record is from the annotation of a GenBank genome assembly. NCBI's taxonomy places the organism in Eukaryota, Viridiplantae, Streptophyta, Magnoliopsida, Solanales, Convolvulaceae.